This is a messenger RNA of Paramacrobiotus metropolitanus, 1623 nucleotides long. Its product is annotated as COP9 signalosome complex subunit 2-like. Gene Ontology annotation, cellular component: COP9 signalosome. Gene Ontology annotation, molecular function: protein binding. The transcript has 7 exons. The record is from RefSeq and is a predicted model, not a curated record. Gene Ontology annotation, biological process: protein deneddylation. The coding region runs from base 69 to 1406 and encodes 445 amino acids. Lineage: Eukaryota; Metazoa; Tardigrada; Eutardigrada; Parachela; Macrobiotidae.
CUUCGCAGUGUUGUGCUGUUGUGACUGUUGUCUUUUAGUUUUCAAUUAUUUUGAUUAGAACCGACGCCAUGGCUGACGAUGAUGAUUUCAUGAUGGAGAACGAAGACUUCGACUAUCAGGAGGAAGAAGAGGAAGAACCGGACGUGGAUCUGGAGAACACUUACUACAACGCGAAAGCCAUGAAGGAAGAAGAUCCUCGUGUGGCACUGGAGCAAUUCCAAUCGGUUGUGGUGCUGGAAGGCGACAACAAGGGCGACUGGGGCUUCAAAGCCCUCAAGCAGAUGAUCAAGAUCCAUUUCCGUAUGAACAAUCAGCAGGAGAUGAUGCGCCGCUAUCAUCAGCUGUUGACGUACACAAAAAGCGCCGUCACCCGCAACUACUCGGAAAAGUCCAUAAAUGGCAUCUUGGAUUAUGUAUCCACAUCCAACAACAUGGAUUUGCUGCAGGAAUUCUAUCAGACAACGCUGGAGGCCCUGAAGAUCUCUAAGAACGAACGAUUAUGGCAUAAGACCCUCAUGAAGCUGGGCAAACUGUACUUUGAACGCGGAGAGUAUGUCAAGUGUCAGAAGAUUAUUAAACAGCUGCGGGCUAGCUGCUUGAAUGAGUCCGGCGAGGAUGAUCUCAAAAAAGGAACUCAGCUGCUGGAGAUUUACGCCCUCGAAAUCCAGAUGCACACCGCGCAGAAGAACAACAAAGCUCUGAAGACAUUGUACGAACAGUCUCUACGUGUUAAAUCCGCUAUUCCCCAUCCGAACAUUAUGGGUGUCAUUCGCGAAUGUGGCGGUAAAAUGCAUCUGCGUGAAGGGGCUUUCGAUGAAGCGCACACUGACUUCUUUGAGGCAUUCAAAAAUUACGAUGAGUCAGGAAGUCCACGACGUAUUACGUGUCUGAAAUACUUGGUCCUGGCAUCCAUGUUAAUGAAGAGUGCUAUCAAUCCCUUUGAAUCACAGGAAGCUAAGGCUUACCGCAAUGAUAAGGAGGUUUUGGCGAUGACGGAACUUAUUGAAGCUUAUCAGGCGCACAAUAUCAAUGGAUUUGAAAAAAUUUUGAAGACAUCGGGAAAUCACCUAAUGGAGGAUGAGUUCAUACGGGAACAUAUUGAGAUGCUUUUGCGCAACAUUCGCACCGAAAUCCUUAAGAAAUUGAUACUGCCCUACGAGCGCUUAUCGUUGGAUUACAUUGCUAAAGAGCUCAAUUCACCCAUUGAGGAAGUGGAGAAUCUGCUCAAAACCUGUAUUUUGGACGGUGUUGUCAAGGGGUUGAUUCAUAAACCUUCGCAGACAUUGAUCUUAGAAACCGAGGAUCCUGAGCAAAAGGAAGCUUUGAGUGUUCCUCUGUCGAAUUGGCUUACAUGUGCCAAGCGUUUGCACGAUGACACUGUUGAGCGGCUGAUCAAAAGUUUUUGAUCCCUUAGUUCAUCUGGUCAGUUCUGCACAGAUUCUGUAGAUUUUUUCCGAUCUUUGUUUGACAGAUAUGUGACUAUGCUGAAGUCGGAGAAUGUGAGAUGACUAGCUUGAACUUACUAGUAUGUUCUUUGAUUUCUUCUUCGUUUUAUUAGUGAAAAGCGGCAUAUUUAAAUUCCAUUUUAUUUCUUUCGGUUCUGAAUAAAUUACGGCACAUGUA